Centrocercus urophasianus (Greater sage-grouse) is the source of this 5232-nucleotide messenger RNA. It is a transcript of the gene FGF13, whose product is annotated as fibroblast growth factor 13. Gene Ontology annotation, biological process: cell differentiation; regulation of cell migration; animal organ morphogenesis. The transcript has 6 exons. Bases 97 to 864 code for a protein of 255 amino acids. Gene Ontology annotation, molecular function: growth factor activity; fibroblast growth factor receptor binding. Gene Ontology annotation, cellular component: cytoplasm. Lineage: Eukaryota; Metazoa; Chordata; Aves; Galliformes; Phasianidae. The record is from RefSeq and is a predicted model, not a curated record.
UUCUCCUGCACGCACGCUGCCCCCCGCCCGAGGUUUCUCUGGGUCCAGCCGGAAUCCGCGAAGCUCCUGGGGAUUUUCCCACCCAAGCUGGGGUCUAUGAGCGGGAAGGUGAUCAAGCCCAAAGAAGAGAAAGAUGCUUCCAAGGUUAUGGAUGACGCUCCCCCUGGCACUCAGGAGUACAUUAUGUUACGGCAAGAUUCGAUCCAAUCUGCGGAAUUAAAGAAAAAAGAGUCCCCUUUUCGUGCUAAGUGUCACGAAAUCUUCUGCUGCCCACUGAAGCAAGUGCACCUCAAAGAGAACACAGAGCCGGAAGAGCCUCAGCUUAAAGGUAUAGUUACAAAGCUAUACAGCAGGCAAGGAUACCACUUGCAGUUGCAAGCAGAUGGAACAAUUGAUGGAACAAAAGAGGAGGACAGUAGUUAUACGUUGUUUAACCUCAUACCUGUGGGUUUACGAGUGGUGGCGAUUCAGGGGGUUCAAACAAAAUUGUAUCUGGCAAUGAACAGCGAAGGAUAUCUAUACACAUCAGAACAUUUUACACCUGAAUGCAAGUUCAAAGAAUCAGUAUUUGAAAACUACUACGUAACAUAUUCUUCAAUGAUCUAUAGACAGCAACAGUCUGGCCGGGGUUGGUAUUUGGGUCUUAACAAGGAAGGAGAAAUAAUGAAAGGAAACCACGUGAAGAAAAAUAAACCUGCAGCACACUUUCUUCCAAAACCAUUAAAAGUGGCCAUGUACAAAGAGCCUUCUCUCCACGAUCUCACAGAGUUCUCAAGAUCUGGAAGUGGGACCCCAACAAAGAGCAGAAGUGUUUCAGGAGUGCUAAAUGGGGGUAAAUCCAUGAGCCAAAACGAAUCAACGUAGCCAGGUUAAGGCAAGCCAAGUGCUCUCUAAACAGAACCUUACCUCUGGAUGCAGUUGAAUUCUUACUAGCAGUCUUUCAUCCAAAUGUUCAAUUGCCCAGGACAAGCCACCGAACUUGCAUAGGUCACUCGUUUAUCAGCCAUUAGAUCUACUGGUUGUCAAAGGAUAUACCCCAAUAAUGUAGAAUAUGCUUGUGCAUAUCACAAGGCACUUGGAUAGCCAGCAAACAUAACUGCGGAUUAAAUCUCGGAGAAGAGGUGUCCAGAUCUUUCUCUCUCUCUCUUUUUCUCUCUCUCUUUCUCUCUCUCUCCUAUGCUUUGUGGAAUAUGAAACAAAAACAUUUCACAGCAUUCACUGCUGAUAAGAAUUUGCUUUCCAACUAAGAAAAAGACCACUUUUGCUCUUCAAAGGAAAUUUUAAUGCUUAUAUGUUUUAUAGGGGAAACAAAAAACAAAUAUGUAAACUCUGUUGUUUCCUUGGCUUACAGUUUUAUAUCUAAGGCUUGAUAAAAAAGAUGUAUCCUUUAAUUUGAAAUAGUGCAGCUUUUUGAUUUCUGAACUCCAAUGGGUCUUUAAAGCUAUGUCUUUCAAAAAAAUAAUUACAAAUUCAGGGUUGGAACUGAGAGUUGGCGUCUCAGGCUCUAGCAAACAGUGUUCUUGUGGUUUUAAACACAAUGAAAUAUAAAUUUUUAUAGAUUUGUAGUUUCUGGUAAAGUUCUUGUGCUAACCCCAGUCUGUAGGAACUGAAAUGUUUUGUUAUCCCAAGUGGAAGUUGACAGAAAGGGAUAAAAUUAUCCUCCAGUGUAGAUUUCUCUUAAUUCCAUUUUGUGUGUCAUGUUAAACUAUUGUUGUGGCUUCUUUUCUAAAGACAGAAACUGUGGAAUUAAGGUGACUUAAUUUUUUAUAAGAAAUGUCUUAUUUGUAAAAGUCCUUCUUUCACUGUAAUGGGCACGUGAAUAUUGUGUAGGAGGAAGCGUUAGGACAGGUUACCCCUAAACAACAUAUACUUAUACAUGCUAUUGGAAACAGUUGUUUAAAAAAAAAAAAUGUAGUUAGGUUUCCAUUUAGGUCAUCAUGUCUGUUGCAUGGGAGAAAGUUGGAAUAUUGGCCUAGAGUUGCAUGAUGUGUAAGAUUUUGUGCAUUAAUCAUCGUUGGAUUCUGUGCUCCAAAACUGACAUAGUUCUGUACAGGCAGCUUUCUGCCUUGUACAAAAGAGUUGUUUAUUAUUUGUUGUAUACACAACCAUGCACUGAAUAAACUAUUUAUAUUAAGAUGUACUUUUUUAAAAAGCUUGUUUGAUUAUAUGAUGUACAUCAGUGAUUAAUUUCAAGGGAAAAGGUUGGCAAUUAAAUUAUAAAAUUAUAAAAGAUACUGUAAUUAAUGUUCAGAAUCUUUCUAUUUAGCAAGUUAUUCCCUUGUGACUCCGUACUCCAUAUGAAUGAGAAAACGUUCUUCCUUUUGGAUAUUGUUAGAACUGGUCUUAUACGCCCAGCUGAGAUACUCAAAACACAGUGGCUACUAAGUGCCACAAAGUCUGGGUAACAGCCCCUUGACUGCACGCUGUUGGAGCCUCAGUGAACUGCUCUCCUCUGCUUUGAGCUUCUCCAGCUUCUCCGUGUCUGUUCUCCCCGUUAGGCUUCCUUAGUGCAGCCGCAUAGCGCUACCUCGCAGCACACCUCCCCAGAGCCCUCAGAACAGGGGGACCCAAAAAGAUCUGAUGAGUUCAGGACUGCUCGUGUCAGGGUGGCACCCUGAGGAUGCUCAGAGUUCCCUGACUGAAGGCUGUAGGCACUCAUCGGGGCCAGCUCGUCUGGUCUUGAGGAAAUGGGCUAUCAUGCCUCCUGCAUUUGUGCACGUGUUCUGGAGAGAAAAUGGACUUCUAAGUUUUCUCUCCAAACUCAUCAACGAGAACUUUUCUACAGUGUCCAUACAGUUCUGACAGGCGAGCUUCACUCAUCAAGGUCUUUCAGUAAGACCUAGGAGGAACAGGUUCUCAUCACGGGUGGCUGAAGAAGCAGGUCUGGAAGGAAUCAUGGAAAGGGAGACAAAAAGCUGCCUGUAACUGCUAAUCUGACAGUAAAAACAGAUAUUCUGCUGUCUAGUAUGUCUCCUUCCCUCCUGAACAAGCUGGGACAAUUAGUUGUUUUUUUUUUUAUGAAUGCCAGGGCUGAGGAAAGAGAGGAGAUUGUUUCACAUUAAACUCCCAAAUUUGUUCUUUCGUGGCAAAUUUUAUGCCAAGAGCUUUGGCUUCCUACACUCCUCUGUUGGAGCAAGGUAUUGCCCUCCCCACGUAACACCAUUGUGGUGACCUUCAGAGGACCUGGGAUCCUCAUAUCAACCUUCACUGAAGGAUGAAGAAGGUGAGGGAGCACUACCAUGAAAGUCAUUAAAGAAUUGAAGAUGUGCCCGAUGAUUGUUUCUGGGGUUUUGAUAUUUCAGUGGGUCUGGAGCAUUUUUUCUCCUCAGCUAAUUGUGCUUUGCCUUCAUGAAGCAUUUUCUUAACCCUCACAGUCAAGAAAAUCAGACUCAUUGGGGUGCAUGUUCCAAAAAAGGAGUCCGAGUGCCUUAGGAACAUAAAACCUGAUUAAAAGUAGGCAUUGUUGUGCCAAAGCUAGCUAGACAUGUUGUUCAAUGCCAUGUCCAUUAUCCUAAAGGUAACUGGAGGUCUGCUGCUUUGCUUGACAGCUGCAGCCUUGCAACUCCCCAUCCCCAGUAUCUCCAACCUUGAAGGUUAUCUGUAGCAAAAGAAAAAUGCUCGUCUCAGAAAUUGUCACUUCUGAAGACCUAUUUUUCAUAUUGACAUUGUCAUCACUGAGCAUUCGCUAUAAAGUCCUUAGUUUCAAAAGUUUCUAGUAUAUCAGGCUAGCAAAGCCCACUCUUGGGUUAAAGACAGGGAGAAAUGGUGAUAGAUGAACCAUAAGCAGCUAAUUUUUUCUAAAAAUUUCUGGCAAGCCUGUUAAAAUUAUCUCCUUCAGAUUUGUAGACUGGAAAGGGAAACCCUUGAUAGCAUCCUGCAGUAGACAAAAGCUCAUAUACAGUAUAGGCAAAGUGGGAGAUUAUGUCCAGAAUUUUACAAAUAGUCUGUGGAGCCACAGAACAAGAGAAAUGCAGUAAAACGUGCCUUUGCAGACAGUGAUGCGAAGGUGAUACUCUGACCCAGCCAGCAAAGACCCUUGAGUAGACAAGAGUUUGGCUUCAGCAAAGGAACUGCAGGAGUUAGAGUCAAGUAUUUAUUUAUCUUCCUCCUUCUGCAUCCGUAGAUUGGCUCAUUAAACAGACAACUCUUGAGUCAUACGCUCAUUUAAGAAGCCUGCUAGAUGUUGGAAAAGUAUCCAUAUCAGAUAGCUGUGUAUGAAAAGAAAACUUACAGCUGCCACUUAACCCACUUUGCUCUGCACGUGUACCUGUCCAAGUGCAGUAGGAUGAUGCAUGCCUGGAAUAAAGACAAACCGAGCCUUGUACUGGCUGUGAGCCACCAACCACCUGCAGAAGGUUUGCUCUCAGGCCCUUCGUUAUUGCAGUGUGAUGGCUUAUGCCUCUCACCUGCCAUUUUGUUUGUCCCUGCCUCUCCACCAAUGUGACCACACUCUGCGUGGCAUACCAUGGGCCUGGAUUUGACUCAGGAGGUGCAACACUGUACGGUGGCUUUUUGAUUCACCUGGGCUUCCUCAGGCAAAGGCCCAGAGCCACUGUGGGGCAGAGGCCUUAUGAAAGGCUGACAAACGCUACCUGCCAACCCAACGGGAAUCAGGUCACUUGUGAAAGUGGAGGAAAACUGCGAGGAGCACAACUAUUAUGGGGCAAAACCUCUGCCUUUUUGAGAUCCACCUAUCACAGCUGCUUUCUCUGCAGUCUCUGCAGGGGACUAGAACAUUGCCUUCUCUGUCUGGUUUUGGGGUAAGGGAAGAUGGCAGGAGCUCUUCUCUGCACCGCAGAGAGAUCUUUAUUUUCCUUCUUCUUUCUUUUUUUAUUUUGUUUUAUUUUAACUUACCUCAUGCUACCUCACAGCAUGGUUGCAUCUCCAUAGCCCCUUGCUCAGACGUGUUCAUCGCUGGCACGAUGGAAGACAAUUCCCUGCUUGGGGAAAACACCUCCAGGUUCCCCCCAGGAACGAUGCCCCUUCUGCAGCACUGUCUGGCGUCCCCACCGCUGGUUUCCAGCCCACAGGCCAGGGUUUCCAGUGGGAUAAAGGUGGUGUAACGAGCUCAGGGAUGCUGUGGUAUGUCAGGCCUCUCGGCAGCUGAGCAACAGUGUGAGAGCCAGGCCUGACAGAGCUCUGCUGUGUCUUGAGUAUCUCUGCAUGGAGACCAGAACCACCUCUAACGGGUUUAAACAUCUCCCUGACAUAUCCUUAACCAGGACACUUUUG